AUGGAAUUGCCUUGUACACACAAAUGUUGUCUUCACUGUUUGCGACAAUGUAUUUUACAAAAUCCUUCUCAAAAAGUCAUUUGUCCUGCAUGCAAUACUGUACAUAAGGUACCCACCAAUUGGAAAACAGUUUGGCGCUAUCAGCCUUUGAAUACCACAGUUCAACACUGGGAACCAAAGCAGGAUCAGGCAACGAAGAUAGUAAUUAAUUUCGUCGAAAGUUCAUACUACAAAUACACAUCAUCAGCACAGCGAAUUAAAAUUAAAGCCGUCAAAGAAAUUAAUAAUCCACGACUGCAAGCUGAUUUUGAAAAGUGUAAAAGAACGCUUGGUUACACAAACAUUAUAAGAUUGCUACAUGGUACACUACCACAUUUUGCAGAAGGGAUCGCAUUGGAAGGAUUUCGGAUUCCAACCAGCUUCGAACGAAAUCCAGAGAAUGAUGCUGAAGGCGAGCUCAAAUUCGGUAAAGCGUUGUAUUUUUCCUAUGGCAAAAAAGCCACUGAAUAUGGAAAAAAUACUCUAGUUCUGACCGAUUGUCUUCUUGGCAAAGUUCAAGAAAAAAACCAAUCAGAACUUAAACUAACGCCUAAGAUAGUUCACGAACGUGGAUACCAUACGAUUCAUUAUGAAAAUAGCAGUGAAGGUCCGGUGAAUCAAGAAUGGGCUAUCUUUCGUACAGAUCAAUGCUUACCAGUUUUCAUCAUCGAUUAUGAACUUAUUGAUGCCAAUGAUGUUAUCGAGAAUGCACUUGUUGACGAAAUCAAGACAAUGAAUUACCUUUCUCCUGACUAUAUUCUUCUUCAACAAGCACUCUUUGGUACCGAUAAUCAGUGCAAAGCUGUUCUCAAACUUAUUGGUGAUCUUGCUCAUCAGUCUCCCCCACAUUCAAGUAUCAUUACUCGUCAGCUAUUGUCACGAAUUGGAUCGAUGAAAACGAACUUAUUAUUAAACCAUCAAAAUGAAACAAUUCGUAUUUUAUUUCUUCGAGCGCUCUGGUUAUCAGGCAGAGAAGAUGAACCGCUGCAGAUAUUCUUCUAUCAACAGCUAGGACCCAAUAAUCUAAUCGAAUCAUUAAUUUCAGGUUACGCUGAUGUAUCUUGGAGAGCGUGUGGUGUUUUGGCAAAUAUGGCUGCAUAUAUACCGGAAAUUCGAAGUAUAUUAACUACACCACAUGUUGUUGUUCGUUUCAAGGCUUUAUUACAGCAAGGUGUGACGACUCAAGAUAAACUAUGCAUCCUCACAAUUGUUAACUUAUUAGCAAACAUUAGUAGCACAGAGUACACAACUAUGAAAAAGGAAAAAGAUAUUCAGAACUAUAUGAACGAUACACUUAUGGAUCAUCCGGAUACAGAAAUCCAAGAGGCUGCAAAUCGAUUCUUUUGUAACCUAAUCGGAAAAGGAAUUGUAACACCAGAUUGGAAACGAGCUGGCUAUAACGUCACUGCAGUAGCACCAGACCUCGAAUAA
Molecule: messenger RNA, 1470 nt
Organism: Rotaria sp. Silwood2
Lineage: Eukaryota; Metazoa; Rotifera; Eurotatoria; Philodinida; Philodinidae
Source: the annotation of a GenBank genome assembly